Molecule: messenger RNA, 2880 nt
Organism: Saccostrea echinata
Lineage: Eukaryota; Metazoa; Mollusca; Bivalvia; Ostreida; Ostreidae
Product: atrial natriuretic peptide receptor 1-like
Exons: 21
Coding region: 1-2880 (959 amino acids)
Biological process (GO): receptor guanylyl cyclase signaling pathway; protein phosphorylation; intracellular signal transduction
Molecular function (GO): ATP binding; protein kinase activity; guanylate cyclase activity
Source: RefSeq, a predicted model, not a curated record
AUGGAUGAAAAGGAAAGGAAAGAGCAACAGGUUUCCAUAGCAACAGUGACCGGAUAUCAUGACCCAUUUGAUAAUGUGAACUACCAUUGCUGGCCCAAGACUGCCUCAGCAACUAGUGAUACGCCGCUGCCCAAGUGUGAAGGAACGCUCCUGAGAUGGGUGGAUCCUCCACCCUCCACCGUUAAAACAGAAACCGCAUUUAACACAACAUAUGAACUGAUACUUACAUCCGACUUCUACGCAUGGGCUGUCACCCAGAACUUCUUCCAAACUAAAGGAUUCACCGAUGGCCCCACUGCGCAGGCGUGGUGUGAGAAUACGGUGUGUCCAGCAGCAUCUUCGGCCACAGCUGAUAACUGUUGUAUUCAUCACGUGAAUGUCCACUCCUGUCCGAGAGCAAGAACCAGUUUCUGUGGACCAUGGAUUCCGCACGACGGACAGGUGUUCACGCACUCAGAGGCCCUCGUAGGCCCAGUGCAGAAGGGAAAUUGGACAAGUUAUGUCCCGGGAUUUUAUGAAAGUGGAUUAACGUCGGUGAUUGCACAUUUUAAAGUGGCUGAUAUGCACUAUGCUUUAGAAACUGUGAUCAAUGUUAUUCCAAAAUCAGUCUGUGGAGACGGAAGUUGUGACAAGGACCUAUCAGAAGACUGCUCUACCUGCCCAAGGGAUUGUGGGAAGUGUCCUCUUCAGGCACAUGAGAUUGCUCUUAUCGCUGUCUUCUCCUGUCUCGUUGUCAUCGCAGGAGUCAUUGUAUUCAUCUAUUUCCAGUAUCAGAAACGAAAACUACUUUGGGAUGAAAGUUGGAUUAUUCCCUAUGAAAAAGUCCAUGAAGAUGAGGGUCUCCGUGGAGCUUUUGGUAGUAUGAUCAGUGUCAAUAUGGGCGCCAGUGCGGACCUUACAAGUGGUACAACUAGUAACAUGUCAUUGUCCGCUCAAAGAAAACAAGUCUUUGCUAAAACUGCCAUUGUCGAGGGAAAAACUGUUGCCGUUCGUAACGUGAAGAAAAAAGAAUUCACUUUGACGAAAAACAUCAGGAUUGAAGUUAAAGAAGUCAGAGAACUGGAUCAUCAAAACCUCUGUAAACUGGUAGGUUGCUGUACCGAAGUAGCAAACUUCUGUGUCUUAGUGGAGUAUUGCCCCAAAGGAAGCAUCAGCGACGUCUUGUUAAAUGAUGAUAUUCCACUGAACUGGGCAUUCAGGUUCUCUUUUGCAACGGAUAUAGCCAGAGGAAUGGCCUAUUUACACUCUAACAAAAUUAUCCAUGGACAUUUAAAAAGUAGUAACUGUGUAGUAGAUGAUAGAUGGACAGUAAAAAUUACAGACUUUGGGCUGACGGAAAUAAGGAAGGACGACGAGAUGAUACUAACUGAAGAUGACAAAGAGGAUAGAUAUUACAAAGAUAAACGUAACGAAGUCUACAUAGCACCGGAACUGAAAGAUGGCGCUAGUGUUCCAAGCUGUAAUGGUGACGUGUAUUCAUACUCCAUCAUUCUUGUGGAAAUAGCCACCCGGAAUGAUCCAUUUGCAGAAGAAGAUCCCUUUGACAUUCCUAAAUUCUGGAAGCCACCUCUCCCUGAUUUAUCACCGGAAAUGGCUGAGGAUGCUGAUAGCGCAUGUCCAUGCCCAAAAGACUAUAAGAUUUUAAUUGCUGACUGCUGGAACGACACACCCAUAAACAGACCUACCUUUGAAAGCAUCAAAAAGACUCUACACAAAAUAAAUCCACACAAAAUGAGCCCAGUGGACUUAAUGAUGAACAUGAUGGAGAAGUAUUCAAAACAUUUGGAGUCCAUUGUUGCAGAAAGGACACAAGAACUUGUCGUUGAAAAGCAAAAGACGGACAGGCUAUUAUACAGUAUGUUACCAAAACAAGUUGCAGACGAUUUGAAACUUGGGAGGAGAAUAGAAGCAGAAUCGUUUGACGCUUGCACAAUCUACUUCAGUGAUAUAGUUGGAUUUACUUCAAUUUCCGGCGGAAGUACCCCUAUCCAAGUGGUGGCAUUGCUUAAUCACCUAUACACAACCUUUGAUUCCGUAAUCGACAAAUACGAUGUUUACAAAGUUGAGACAAUAGGAGAUGCUUACAUGGUGGUCUCUGGAAUACCUUGUCGAACACCCUUUCAUGCACGCGAGGUUGCCAACAUGGCGAUUGAUCUAGUGUCUGAAUGUACAGUUUUUCAAAUACCUCAUCUACCCGACACUCCACUUAAGAUCAGAGUGGGAUUACAUUCAGGUUCUGCCUGUGCUGGCGUCGUAGGUCUGAAGAUGCCACGGUACUGUCUAUUUGGGGACACCGUCAACACAGCGUCCAGAAUGGAAUCAAAUGGCGAAGCAUAUAAAAUCCACAUCAGUAACUUUACGUACCUAGAGUUAAAGAACAUUGGCGGCUACCGGUUUGAAAAACGUGGCACAAUACCUGUUAAGGGAAAAGGUGAUAUGGUCACGUGGUGGCUGCUUGGCAACGACAAAAAGGUUACCGGAAGCUCAAACAAAGAUGCUGCUCCGGUGCAGCAAAAUGUUUUGGCUCCGGAUAACAUAAAAAAUGAUAUUUUAAGUGAAGAACAAAAACAAGAUCUGGGUGACUUCAAAGAAGAACAAAAUAACACCCUGCAAAACACCGAGGACAUCCGUUAUGUAUCAGAUGAUAAAUUGUUUACCCCGGUAGAGCUCCCAGACGAGAAACCCAAAACAAGAAAAAUAAGUCAGAUAAGUACAUCAAACGAUUCCGGGUACAACGAGAAGCAGGGAUCCGGAAGUCUGAAUGACGUAAACGAAAUUGUCGUGAAAAGCUAUGCUUCUCUAAAUGAUGCACUCUCUGAAGAACAGGAAGAAGUUCGAAACAAGAAAACGCAAUUUUUGAUACCUGAUGACCAAGAGUAG